AGAGUCAACACAAUUUCCCCCCUCAGGCAGGCUCCCAGUGCUUUUGGUUUUUGUGUCAAACUAACCUUCAUGCAGUCGGACUAAAUAUGCAGCCAAAAUAAUAAAAGAGCUCCGAAAAGAAUAAAGAAGAAAAUAAAUAAAAUAAAGUCAAUUAGUCCGGAUUGAGGAAGUUGUGGGUGAGUAAUGGGUUAACGGCGGAAGGCCUCGCUUCACCUUUAUUGCGCGUCACCCAGCUCUGUAAAGUGGUCUCACCAUCCCAGCAUCCGAACCGAAGGGGGAAAAUCACCGCCCCUUGCUGCCGCCAGACGCGCCUCUUCCUCUCGGUCGAGCUCACGUCUACCCGUCGGUCUCCGCCCCGCCGCUCCAUCACCGUCAUAUACACCCAGAAGACAACGGGAACUGAGGGAAUAACGACAAUUUACCGGCGAAACGGGGAAUCAUGAAGGACCGCAUGCAAGAACUUAAACAUGGGAAGGAGACGACUGAGGAGGAAGAUGAAGUCGCUGUUGGGAUGGAGAAAGGCUUUAUGGACGAAUUCUUUGAACAGGUGGAAGAGAUCCGGGGUUUUAUCGAAUCGCUGGCAGAGAAAGUUGAAGAGGUGAAGAGGAAGCACAGCGCCAUCCUUGCCUCACCCAACCCAGAUGAGAAAACUAAAGCUGAACUUGAGGAUCUUAUGGCAGACAUCAAGAAGUUGGCCAACAAAGUACGCUCCAAGUUAAAGAGUAUCCAACAAACCAUUGAGCAAGAGGAGGGGCAGAACAGGUCAUCGGCCGACCUGAGGAUACGUAAAACACAGCACUCCACACUGUCCCGUAAAUUUGUCGAGGUGAUGUCAGAAUACAACACCACUCAGUCGGACUACAGGGAGCGCUGCAAGGGACGCAUUCAGAGACAGCUGGAGAUUACUGGAAGAAACACAACAAACGAGGAGCUGGAGAGCAUGUUGGAAAGUGACAAUCCAGCCAUCUUCACCUCGGGGAUAAUUAUGGACAACAUCACCCAGCAAGCAAUGAAUGAGAUCGAGACGCGGCACAAUGAGAUUAUCAAGCUGGAAAACAGUAUCAGGGAGCUUCACGACAUGUUCAUGGACAUGGACAUGCUGGUGGAAAGCCAGGGGGAAAUGAUAGACCGCAUUGAGUACAAUGUGGAGCACUCGGUAGACUAUGUGGAGAGGGCGGUAUCAGACACUAAGAAGGCUGUUAAAUACCAGAGUAAAGCCCGGAGGAAGGUGAUCCUGAUAGGAGUUUGUGUUGCGAUUUGUAUCACCAUCCUCAUUAUUUCGCUCGCAGUGGGACUCAGUUAG
This is a messenger RNA of Maylandia zebra (zebra mbuna), 1303 nucleotides long. The record is from RefSeq and is a predicted model, not a curated record. Lineage: Eukaryota; Metazoa; Chordata; Actinopteri; Cichliformes; Cichlidae.